Messenger RNA from Exserohilum turcica Et28A, 1074 nucleotides. RefSeq lists its product as uncharacterized. The transcript has 3 exons. NCBI's taxonomy places the organism in Eukaryota, Fungi, Ascomycota, Dothideomycetes, Pleosporales, Pleosporaceae. The coding region runs from base 1 to 1074 and encodes 357 amino acids. Gene Ontology annotation, cellular component: cytosol. The record is from RefSeq and is a predicted model, not a curated record. Gene Ontology annotation, molecular function: hydroxypyruvate reductase [NAD(P)H] activity; NAD binding; glyoxylate reductase (NADPH) activity.
AUGAUUGACCAAACUAAGAGCUAUACCAUCAAACCGAGGGUCUUGUACCUUGGGGUUCCCAAGCAUCAGUCUAGCAGGAUCCGCGAUCAAUAUUCUGAAUUGUUCGAUAUCGAUAUUCUUGAUGUGUCCACCAGAGCAGAGGCACUCGAGGACAUCCCCAGGAUCGUGGCCUCCCGUGGCCCGUAUCAGUGCUUAGUCUGCCGGCUUGGGCCUCAGCCGUUUGAGCCAUUUGACUCUCAACUUCUGGGUCCUCUCCUGCCAGAUCUUCGCAUCGUGGUGUCGGCGCAGAGUGGCUUUGACGACUUUCACGUGGACUGGAUGACGAGGCAAGGCAUCUGGUUCUGUAACACCCGACAUGCCAUGGUCGAGUCCACCGCAGAAAUGGCUCUUUUUCUCAUCAUGGCGGUGAGCCGCAACACGAGUCGUGCCGAACAGAGUCUGCGUUCAGGAAUGUGGCGAGGCCGGCUGCCGCUCUCUCGGGAUUUGAGAUCGACCACUCUGGGUAUCGUAGGAAUGGGCAGCAUUGGCGCAUGUCUAGCACGCAAAGCCGUGGCCCUGGGCAUGCAGGUCAGAUAUCACAACAGAAGUGGUAAAGCGGCGGGUAACAAAGCCCCAGCCGGUUCGGUAUGUUGUGCGACUCUAGACGAGCUCCUGCAGACUUCGGACAUUAUCUCGCUUCAUUGCCCGCUAACUCCCGGGACUCGGCAUUUGAUGAGCGACAAACAGUUUCAGAUGAUGAAGGAUGGCUCGUAUCUUAUCAACACUGCCCGAGGCGGUGUCGUGGAUAGCCAGGCACUGAUUCGGGCUUUGGAGAAAGGCAAGCUUGCCGGGGCAGGACUCGACGUGUUCGAGAAUGAGCCGACAGGCAUCGACCCGUAUUUUCUGGAGAGCGACAAGGUGGUGCCUAUUCCGCACAUGGGAGGACUGACGGAAGGUUCAUUCGAAAUCGCCGAGCAGGAGUGCUUGACGAACUUGCAAGAAAUUCAACAAUUGUUUCCAUCUGCCGAGAUUGCAUCCACGGAAUUUGAUCGGGUACAUUAUUUUGGGGGUGGAUAUUGGCCGAUAGUCAACUGA